ACCAUUUCCGUCCGAGAGUCAGAACCUGCCCCGAUUGCUACCCCUCAACUCAUGCCAGUCAGCAACUCCUUCCCUUUCAUCUUACUCCUCCAUUUCGCUUUCCCUCUCUGCAAAUCAAUCAACAAGAAAGCCAAUCUCUGAACUACCCAGAUUCCAAAAUCUUGAAUUCUCCGAACCCUUUGAAGGAGACGAUCCAAAUGGGUUCACAUACCAUCUCUUCGCCGGAAAACACAAACAAGCCCAUCCCUAUUCCAGCUCAAGAAGACGACCCACCAAACCAGACCACCGCUCUUCUCUCCUUCAACACCGACCACUCUUCCCUCCCUCCUCCACCACCCGCUACCGCCCUCAUUGCCUCCCUCCUCAGCGCCACAGCUAUCUCCUUCUGCGCCGCCGUUGCCUUCGCCUUUCUAUUCUUCUCCGGCCGGAACCAUUCCCCCAACACCGUCGCCGAAGUCGCCCGCCCGCUCGCCAAACUCAGCCGUCCGGUCGUGCUCCUGGUCUCCUCUGACGGGUUUCGAUUCGGGUACCAGUACAAGACCCCGACGCCCAACAUUCACCGCCUGAUCAACAACGGCACCGAGGCCGAAACGGGUCUGAUUCCGGUUUUCCCAUCCUUAACUUUCCCGAACCACUACUCGAUCGUAACUGGUCUCUACCCGGCUUAUCACGGAAUCAUCAACAACCAUUUUGUCGAUCCUCAAACCGGCAACUUUUUUACCAUGGGCAGCCACGAUCCCAAGUGGUGGCUGGGGGAGCCAUUGUGGGAAGCCGUGGCCAACAACGGGUUGAAGGCCGCAACCUAUUUCUGGCCCGGUUCCGAGGUGAAGAAAGGUUCCUGGACUUGCCCGCAAAAUCUCUGUAAGCAGUAUAAUAGUUCAGUACCGUUUGAAGAGCGAGUUGAUGCUGUUUUAAGCCACUUUGAUCUUCCGAAGAAUGAAAUUCCGGUGUUCAUGACGCUGUAUUUCGAGGACCCAGAUCACCAGGGGCAUCGGGUCGGGCCGGAUGACCCUCAAAUCACAGAUGCCAUUGCUAGGGUUGAUCAAAUGAUUGGGAGGCUGAUUCAGGGCUUGGAAAAAAGAGGGGUUUUUGAGGAUGUGAGUAUAAUCAUGGUGGGUGAUCAUGGAAUGGUUGGAACGUGUGAUAAAAAACUAAUCUUUCUGGAAGAUCUAGCUCCAUGGAUUGAAAUUCAUGAAGACUGGGUUCAGUCUUAUAGUCCAUUGUUGGCAAUUAGGCCGCCUCCAAAUUUGGAUGCUUCGGAUGUUGUGGCAAAGAUGAACCAAGGAUUGGGGUCCGGCAAAGUUGAGAAUGGGAAGAACUUGAGAGUUUAUCUCAAGGAGGAGCUGCCCGGCCGGCUGCAUUACUCAGCCGGAGACCGGAUCCCGCCGGUGAUCGGGUUGAUCGAGGAGAGCUUCAAGGUGGAGCAGAAGAGAUCGGCCAGGAAAGAGUGCGGAGGAUCCCAUGGCUAUGACAAUCAAGUGUUCUCGAUGAGGACCAUCUUCAUCGGCCAUGGCCCUCAGUUUGGUCGGGGGAGAAAGGUGCCAUCUUUCGAGAAUGUUGAGAUUUACAAUUUGGUGACUUCAAUUCUGGGCAUACAAGGAGCUCCCAACAAUGGAAGUGCUUCCUUUGUCAAUUCACUUCUGUUGCCUAGCAACUGAUAUGCAUAUCCAUUCGGGGAUGGCAUGCAGCUCGCUUGUUGAUUCGGCAGAUUGAGUUUGAAACUGCAACAUACUUCGGUUGGUUCGGUUUAGAAGUGUAAAAGGGUUUCGGAGCUGGCAUGUGGAGUAUAAUCACGUAGAGUGAGGAGUUUAGAUUGUUAGAUGAUAAAGGGGUCAUUUGGGAUUUUUUUUUUUUUUUUUGGUUGGGGGGGGGGGGGCAUUGGCACUCGAUUACAAAUAGAAGUAUGAAAGUUUAUUAUUAAGUAAAAACAAACGAUUUAAGGCAUCGGCCAUUGAAGCAUAAUACAAGGGAGACACUACAUGUAAUUCUGGUGAUUAUACGAACCAUAUGUGACUCUUUGAGAUGUAUAGUGGAGGCAGAGGCAAUUAUUUUUGUACAACAAUUACAAACAUCUUUGUACUUUC
Messenger RNA from Diospyros lotus (date-plum), 2084 nucleotides. RefSeq lists its product as uncharacterized. The transcript has a single exon. Gene Ontology annotation, cellular component: vacuole. NCBI's taxonomy places the organism in Eukaryota, Viridiplantae, Streptophyta, Magnoliopsida, Ericales, Ebenaceae. Bases 198 to 1658 code for a protein of 486 amino acids. The record is from RefSeq and is a predicted model, not a curated record.